This is a messenger RNA of Saccostrea echinata, 4162 nucleotides long. RefSeq names its product slit homolog 2 protein-like. Gene Ontology annotation, biological process: signal transduction. NCBI's taxonomy places the organism in Eukaryota, Metazoa, Mollusca, Bivalvia, Ostreida, Ostreidae. The coding region runs from base 122 to 3784 and encodes 1220 amino acids. Gene Ontology annotation, molecular function: protein binding. The record is from RefSeq and is a predicted model, not a curated record. Gene Ontology annotation, cellular component: extracellular matrix. The transcript has 3 exons.
GGCCAAGUUUGGGUUUUUUUAUAUACCAUGGUCAUCUAAUAGGAUUUUUACAUUUUAUCACCUUGAGCGUUCUAUUUUGAAGACAAAGAAGGAAAGUUCUCGGCUUUUAUUAACAAAAAGAAUGCUGGGGACCCGAUAUAUAACACUGGCUGCCAUUUUUUGGAAGAUUUCCGGGGUCAUUUGUGGAACAUUUACGGUAUCUGUUGAGUGGUAUCCUGGGAAGUUCCAAACAUAUGAUUUCAAUCGGAGCAUCUCCGGAGAGUGCAUACUUUCCAUGAGGGAGGAUGUGGUUCGGUGCAUGCGCAAUCACAGAUUCCAGGAUAUUGAGGAUCAAUGGCGAUAUCAACCUCAGAAUAUAACUUAUAUCGCUGUGAAUUGUCUGAUGCAGGAAUACUUUACGUCUCCACGACAUGUCUGCUUGUGUAAGAAAGGAAGCAAAGCCGCAAGCGCCCAACAUUUCCGGCAAUUUGACGAGUUUUACUACUGUCAACUUCGGCAACUCUCAGAUAAAAUGUUCGCCUCUCUUCGUAAUCUGCAGGUUUUAGAUCUCUCCGAUAAUAUGAUUUCCCACAUAGAAGGGGAUGCCUUAAAAUCUGUGACGUCAUUGAAGUAUUUAGACCUGAGUCGGAAUCCAAUGGAAACACAGACGUUGGCGGCAGGAUUUUUGUGUGAUGCGUCGGGGCUUGAGAUUUUAGUGAUGCAGGGGACUCGUUUUCACGGUUUUCCACUCCAUAUUUUUGACUGCAAUGAAAACCUUGUGAAUCUAUCUUACAUUGACUUUAGUGAUAGCUUAAUGCAUUCUAUUCCACAUAAUGCUUUCAAAAACAUCCCGAAUAUUUUGUCCCUAAAUUUGACAUCAAACAAUAUAAAUAACAGUUUGAUUCAGCGGGACGCUUUUGUAGGUCUUACAAAACUAGUCUCUGUCGACUUUACCGAGAAUGACUUAACAUCCAUACCGGAGACACUCUGUGCGCAUGCACCGGAAAUUCGAUACUUACACAUGUGCGAAAACAGGUUACCAUCAUUUGAUUUUCAGGCCAUACAGUCAUGUAAAAGUUUAUUGUUUCUGGACUUGUCGCACAAUGACAUAAGGAAUUUAGUUGGAAGAAUAACAAGUUCAUCUCCUUUGAAAUCUCUUAGGAUAGCUAAGAAUUUCAUCACAGAUUUGCCGACAGAAGGUUUCCUCUACGAAGCCCGGAAUCUGACAAUGCUUGACCUAUCAAUGAACUCCAUUAAACACGUUUCCAAGAAGGCAUUUGACGGACUUUUGUCUUUGAGGAAGCUCGACCUCUCAGAUAACUUACUGAAAAAUUCAACUUUUCCACUGUUUUCGCAGCUUUCGGCAUUAGAGGAGUUAGAUAUCAGCGUAAAUUCCUUCAGGAAAAUACAAUCAGGAUUCUUCGAAGGAUUAAAAUCUUUGAAUGUUUUGAAUUUGUCCCGGAACGACUUGGAAGAUUUAGAAAGCAAUGCCUUUGACGGCCUGAAAAGUCUUACAAUUUUAGACCUGAGAAAUAAUAAGCUUUCCGACUUUGAAGACAAUGUUUUUUCAGUGUUAAAGAAUCUUAAAACACUUCUUCUCUCUCAGAAUAGAAUUAUUUCUUUUGAUCAAGUGAAAUUUCCAUCAUUUCUGGAAACCCUGAAUGCGGCCAACAAUAGACUGGAACAUUUUCCACCUUCUAUUUCAAAUACAAAUAUUAAAGAAGUGGUGUUGGAUAAUAAUGAAAUGACGUCAUUUUCAAUAUCACAAAGUUUGAACUUUUCGUCAAUAACCUCACUAUCUAUCUCUAACAAUCUUAUAAAUACAUUAAUUGAACAUUCUUUUAAAACUUUUACAAACCUAAAAUAUUUAAAUUUCUCAAGGAAUCGCCUCGCUCUCAAUUUAUCACGUGAUUAUUAUGACGGUGCUGAUUCGAUUAGUACGUUAGACCUAUCAGACAACAGGAUACAAAAUAUAAAUGGAAUGUUUUCAACAUUUGAAUCUCUGUCGAAACUUCGGAAUUUAUUUCUGUCUAAAAAUCCGAUAACUCGUGUUCAUAACCUGAUCCCUGAACUUCUAGAUAUGAAGGCCUUUACUGAGAUGAGCCUUGAGAAUAUUGAUCUCUCGUUCUGUAACAUUUCAUAUGUGUCUGUGGAGGCGUUUGAUGGUUUUCCCAACCUAAACUUAGUGGAUCUAACCGGAAAUGAACUAACCGUGAUAAAACCCUUCAAAACGUCCAAUCCAAACACGGUUUACAAUCUAACAAGGAACCCCUUUGAAUGUUCAUGCUCUAUGAGAUGGCUCACGGAAAGGGGUAUUAAAGUAGGAGACCAAUUUAUUUCAACCGAUAGUUAUCUCGUUGAUUUUUGUACCGUUUUUCCUAACAAUUACACUAUGAAGGUCCGAAAUGUAGCGAAGAUGGAUUACUUGUGUAAAACGCAAGAUGAAUGUCCUACGAAAUGUUUCUGCCUCGGAAUUUCAGAAACCAAUAAUACGACUCUAGCUAAGUGUUCUGACAUCACUUCCGUCCCUCCAGGAAUACCUCGGACUUCACUUCAACUGUUCCUUGACGGAAACUCCCUGCACAAUCUGAAUUUCACGAGUGAUGUUGAUGAUCACUUUCUCACAGAAGAGCUAUAUGUAAAUAAUAGCGACGUCAUGCUUUUAAUAAGGGACUUUUUCAGGCCAUUUCAAAAUCUCCGGAAGUUGGUUUUGUCGAACAAUAAAAUAAAGAAGCUACAGAACGAUGUCUUCUCUGACCUAAAAAAUCUGGAAGAAUUGCACAUCAGAAACAAUUCCUUAAAGGCAUUUAGAUCAAAGGCAUUACCUAUUUCCAACAAACUAAAGUUACUUGACAUAAGUUACAAUCAAAUAAAAUUCUUAGAUUCGGAGGUGCUUGAAUCAAUAUCAGAAAAGAGGCAUCUUAGGAGAAUUUUUAUCGGAAACAAUGCAUGGGUGUGUAAUUGCAGGAACCAAGCACUGCGAUAUUGGGUGGACGAGCACAGGAGCCGGAUUUUUGAUCGUGAAUCAAUCAAAUGUGAAAAUAAUCAGGAAAUGACUCAUGUCAGAUUUCAACGAUUUACUUGUGUCGCGGCAAAGCAAACAGUUACGUCAUCUUCCCAAAAAGGAAUAAUUGUGACGUCAGUAAUUCUCCUGUGCGUGGUAUUUCUAGGUUUUGUCUCUUGUUUUUACUUUCGACGUGACAUAAUAGCUGUUGUUGGAACUAAGUUUAACAUUAACUGCUUACAUCAUCAGUACGACCAGCUUAAGGUCUAUGAUGUGUUUCUUAUGUUUGAUUUCAAUGACCCGAAAGGAUGUGAUUGGUCAAACAAGGAAUUGUUACCAUGGUUAAAUAACACCGGAUAUAAGAUAACAACUUCCGACUCAACAGACCUGGCAAAGAGUCUUUUAGAGACCGAAAACACAAAAUUAAGAGACAGCAAAUGUGCAUUAUUUGUAGUGACAAAAUAUAUCUGUAACAAUCAGUAUUACUUGAACUGUUUCCGGUCCGCGGAAAAACAUGCGCGCGAAGAUCAUAGAUUCAAGUUGAUUAUUGUAAUUGUAGGGGACAUAGACCAUUCAAUUUUAGAGCCAGAAUUGCGAAAAACUUUAUCUACCGGAAAUUACAUCACAGCACGUUCUCGGUGUGUUUGGGAAAGACUUGCGUUUGAGUUGCCGAAGAGGCAGUUCUUACUGCAACCUUUUGCUCAUGAGAAUGAGGUGGAUGAAUCUGAGACAGCUGUUAUUGUAUACAGUGCUGCAGGUCCUGGUAGAUCGGAGGAACAAGAGACUGUGCAGAUAAAGUAAACCUAGUGUGAUGUGUCAAGUUCUAUGCAGUAUAAAGAGAGAGAGAGAGAGAGAGAGAGAGAGAGAGAGAGAGCACAAUGUAUUGUAAAAUGAAGGAAAGUUUGAUAUUUUUAUUUUUUGUGCAAGGUUUAAUUUAAUAUGCUAAAAAUGCAGGAGAGAGAGAGUGUGUACAAAUAUUUCCUUUACAAUUGUGUAUGAGGGAGAGAUAAGAGGGGGUAUUAUUCUAGUUAAUUUACAGAUUUGUUUACAUGUCGAAGAAUUAAAACUAAAAUUUCUGAUAUUAGAAUAUAGUAUAUGGAGGUCAGCGAUCUUUCCGUAUGUAUAAAGUUAUAAACAACCUUUUGACUGAGGAAAUAGUUCGCAACUUGAAAUAGUUUU